Messenger RNA from Cannabis sativa, 663 nucleotides. RefSeq lists its product as uncharacterized. NCBI's taxonomy places the organism in Eukaryota, Viridiplantae, Streptophyta, Magnoliopsida, Rosales, Cannabaceae. Bases 1 to 663 code for a protein of 220 amino acids. The record is from RefSeq and is a predicted model, not a curated record. The transcript has a single exon.
AUGGCUUGCUUUAAGCUUCCUGCAUCUUUCCAUUCUAAGAUUGAAUCCCUUAUGGCUCGGUUCUGGUGGGGCAGCACUGAGACCAACAGGAAAAUCCAUUGGAAAACAUGGUCUUUUCUUUGCUAUUCAAAAUUCCAUGGUGGUCUCGGGUUUCGUUCUAUGAAAGCUUUCAAUCAGGCGAUGUUGGCCAAACAAGCUUGGCGGCUACUCCAAUAUCCUCAUUCACUAGUGGCCACACUCCUUAAAGCUCGAUACUUCCCACACACUAGCUUCCUUCAUUCUGGCAAGGGCCAUAGACCUUCUCUUGUUUGGUCUAGUAUUACUUGGGGCAAAGAACUUCUUCAGUCAGGCCUUAAGAAGUCAAUUGGUGAGGGUACUACCAUCAACAUUUACAAUGAUGCUUGGAUUCCUGGUUAUGGCAAACUGCACUAUUUAAGAUAUCAUUCAAAUGCCAAUAUGACAGUGGCUGAUCUUAUCACACCUAACAAACAAUGGAACCAUGCCAUUAUCCAAUCCCUCUUUCCUACAGACAUUACACAAGCUAUAAUGGCUAUUCCCCUUCCUUCAAUUUCCACUCCAGACACACACUUUUGGUCCCUCACCCCUCAUGGUUCAUACACGGUCAAUUCAGGUUACCACCUUGCCCAUAGACAGCUUCAUUAA